Messenger RNA from Etheostoma cragini (Arkansas darter), 1884 nucleotides. It is a transcript of the gene fbxl14b, whose product is annotated as F-box and leucine-rich repeat protein 14b. The transcript has 3 exons. Gene Ontology annotation, molecular function: protein binding. Gene Ontology annotation, biological process: SCF-dependent proteasomal ubiquitin-dependent protein catabolic process. Lineage: Eukaryota; Metazoa; Chordata; Actinopteri; Perciformes; Percidae. The record is from RefSeq and is a predicted model, not a curated record. Bases 641 to 1843 code for a protein of 400 amino acids. Gene Ontology annotation, cellular component: SCF ubiquitin ligase complex.
UCCCUGCCAAGUCGGUUUGAAAAGAGCAGACAAAGGCUUUGAGCCCAGGACGCCCCUCUCUCUCUCUCUCACUCUGCCUACAAAGCCAACCUAGCUCUAUCUUUUCUGCUUUUCUAUCAUGGAAAUGUUUUCUAAUAGGCGGCGUUAAGAGUGUUGGUUUAAUUUUUACUUUCUUUUUCUGAAAUGUACGACCGUCUGGAUCCCCGCUCGGCCGAGAGAGGAAGGCUUUUCGUAGGUAUAAUACAAGGAAGCGUCGUCUGAGAGAGGGAGAGAGAGGGGGAAGGAUUGACGCUUUUUCCUCCUCUCCUCCUCUUUCCUUUCGCCCCCUCUCCUCUUUUUGGCGGAGACAGGAGUUGAGCCAGGAAUAAACGCUUUUUUUGUUUUGCCCUUUUUUUAAUGCAUUUGAAUCCUACUGCGCAACGAGACCGGAUCACGUGGUGUUGGAGAGAGUUGGAUCGAUUUUGCACAGUUCAAUGUGAGAAAAAGAGAGAGAAACAAACAACUCCAAUUUCUUUUUUACUUCUGUGGAUAACUGGGACUGUUGAUACUUUUGCAUAAUUGCAAGAGAAGGGGAGUGGGUUCAUUUUCAGCCUUGGAGGUGUGGAGUAUUAAUUCUUAUAUGCCUGGGGUUUGAAAAACAAUGGAGACGCACAUUUCGUGCCUCUUCCCGGAAAUUUUGGCCAUGAUUUUCAGCUAUCUGGACGUGAGGGACAAAGGCAGGGUAGCCCAAGUGUGUAUCGCUUGGAGGGACGCAUCCUACCACAAGUCAGUGUGGAGGGGGGUGGAGGCCAAGCUGCACCUCCGCCGGGCCAAUCCCUCGCUGUUCCCCAGUCUCCAGGCCAGGGGCAUCCGAAGGGUCCAGAUCCUGUCCCUGCGUCGCAGCUUGAGCUAUGUGAUCCAGGGAAUGCCUAACAUCGAGUCCCUCAAUCUGUCCGGCUGCUACAACCUCACGGAUAACGGGCUGGGUCAUGCAUUUGUGCAGGAAAUCCCGUCCCUGAGGGUUUUGAACCUGAGUCUGUGCAAGCAGAUCACAGACUCCAGUCUAGGCAGAAUAGCCCAGUAUCUCAAGAACCUGGAGGUGCUGGAGCUUGGCGGCUGCAGCAACAUCACCAACACUGGGCUUCUGUUGAUAGCCUGGGGCCUCCACAGGCUCAAGAGUCUCAAUCUGAGGUCCUGCCGGCAUGUCUCAGACGUGGGGAUCGGACAUUUGGCGGGCAUGACUCGCAGCGCAGCGGAGGGCUGUUUGAACCUGGAGUACCUGACUCUCCAGGACUGUCAAAAACUGACAGAUCUGUCACUCAAACACAUUUCCAAGGGGCUGACCAAGCUCCGGGUACUGAACCUGAGCUUCUGCGGGGGGAUCUCAGAUGCAGGAAUGAUCCACCUCUCCCACAUGGCCUCCCUUUGGAGCCUCAACCUACGCUCCUGUGACAACAUCAGCGACACAGGCACCAUGCACCUCGCCAUGGGCACCCUAAGACUCUCUGGGCUUGACGUGUCCUUCUGUGACAAGAUAGGGGAUCAGACCCUGGCAUACAUUGCCCAGGGGCUGUACCAGCUCAAGUCUCUGUCCUUGUGCUCGUGUCACAUCUCUGACGAUGGGAUAAACCGGAUGGUGAGGCAGAUGCACGAGCUGAGGACCCUGAACAUUGGACAGUGUGUGCGUAUCACGGACAAAGGGCUGGAGCUCAUAGCUGACCACCUGACCCAGCUGGCGGGCAUCGACCUGUAUGGAUGUACCAAGAUCACCAAGAGGGGACUGGAGAGGAUCACACAGCUCCCCUGCCUUAAAGUGUUGAACCUGGGACUCUGGCAGAUGACAGAGAGUGAGAAAGUGAGGUGAUUGGAAAUGUUUAGUUUUUUUUUGGUUUUCUUUCUGGAUGG